AUGACGCGACACCGGGCCUCGCCCGCCCGCUGCGGAGAGGGGCGGUGGGGCCGGGCCUGGGCCCUCCCCGCGGCCGCCGGGCCCGGCUCCCCGCUCUGCCACCCGCCCGGUGUGAGGGUCCCGGCCGCCGCUCCCGCCCUCAGGCCGUUGCCAUGGCACCGCCGGUGCGCUCCCGCCCCCCCCCCCCAACUCGCCUACCACCUACUGGGGCUGCCGCGCUUCCGGGUCGGCGAGGCCGCGGCCGGAAGUCGGAGGUGCCGGGCGGUGACGUCACGGCGGCGGGGUGCGGGCGGUGACGUCGCGGCGGCGGGGGAUGAGUCACGGUGCCGUGAUGCAGUCCCCGGGCACGCAGGGCCCCCCCCCCCCCCCCCGCGCCCGCCCGGUGCCCCCGCCCGGGCCCGCCCCGGGGACAAGCGGCAGCGGCGGCAGCGGGGACAGCGGCAGGCGGCCGCCCCCCUUUUCCGCCUCCUUCUCACCUGGGGGGGCCCGGGGCGGCAGUGCCCCCCCGACCUCGGCGCGGGAGGAACGACGGCUUUCGGCGCUCUGCUGCGCUGCUUCCCCUGCGAGCGGCUCUGCGGGGGGUGCACGGUGCCCCCCGCCCCUCCGCGCCCCCCCGGGGCCCUGCCGCCCGCCAUGCCCCCCCCCCGGCGCCGCCUGCCCCCCGCCACCCGCCUGCCCCCCAGGACCUUCCACAGCUACCUGCCCCGCUCCCACCGCACCUACAGCUGCGUGCACUGCCGGGCACACCUGGCCAGGCACGAGGAGCUCAUCUCCAAGUCCUUCCAGGGCAGCCACGGCCGUGCCUACCUGUUCAACUCCGUGGUGAACGUGGGCUGUGGCCCGGCGGAGCAGCGGCUGCUGCUGACGGGGCUGCACUCGGUGGCCGACAUCUUCUGCCAGAGCUGCAAGACCACCCUGGGCUGGAAAUACGAGCAGGCCUUCGAGAGCAGCCAGAAGUACAAGGAGGGGAAGUUCAUCAUCGAGAUGUCGCACAUGGUGAAGGAGAACGGCUGGGACUGAGGGGCACGGCGGGGGCACCCCCACCCAGCAGCACCCCCGCCCUGGCGGGCACCCGCGCCGGGGUGCUGGCGGUGGGUGCCCCCCGCCUUCCCCGAUGUCCCGUGGGUGCCCAGUGCCAGCACGCGGGGGCUGCGGGGGCUUUUCUAGGGCAAU
This is a messenger RNA of Grus americana (Whooping crane), 1173 nucleotides long. RefSeq names its product yippee like 4 (gene YPEL4). The record is from RefSeq and is a predicted model, not a curated record. Lineage: Eukaryota; Metazoa; Chordata; Aves; Gruiformes; Gruidae. The transcript has 6 exons. The coding region runs from base 1 to 1020 and encodes 339 amino acids.